AUGGAAGCCGUAAGCCCCAAAGAUAGUUCAUCAGCCUCAAGUCCUUUCUCUUCACCUAAUGUUACCGCCCUGUUGAAGAUUAAGAUCAUCUCAUGGAGUCAAGAAACUGGUUUGCCUGUUUCUGUUUGUGUUCGAGUUGGUGCGAGAACAUUCCACCUUCACAGGAACCCCUUAUUUUCAAAAAGUGGAUACUUUAAGAGACAACUGAUCGAAACAACAGAGCUUGAUCUGCCGCAGACUUUCCCCGGAGGACCAGAAACCUUUGAGAUGAUUGCUUUAUUCAUGUAUGGCUCUUCCACAUUGAUUGAUCCUUUUAAUGUAGCAGCCCUGCGAUGUGCAGCAGAGUUCCUUGAAAUGACAGAAGAACUCUGCUCUGGCAAUCUCUGUGAGCGAUUUGAUCGCUAUUUAAACCAAGUUGUCUUACAAAAUUGGGACGAUACCUUGGUCGUUCUCCAAAGGUGUCAAACAUUGAUUCCAUGGUCUGAAGAGCUGCUGAUUGUUAGCCGCUGCAUUGAAUCCCUAGCCUUCAUGGCUUGCAUGGAGAUUCUUGACCCAGAGAGGAGAAGAGACAAACCAGUUGUUACAUUGGAGGCAUUGGCUGGCCAAGCUUGGAGCUGUGAAGCUGUCAAGGAGAUUGUGAGCCACGAGCUUUGGAUCAAAGACCUCAUUGCUCUACCAUUUGGAUUCUUCAAAAGGAUAAUAGGAUCCUUGAGGAGGCAAGGAAUGAAAGAAAAAUAUGUGAGCCCCAUUGUUGUUUUCUAUGCAAACAAAUGGGUACUCUCUAAGAAGACAAUGCAAUACUGGGAGAGCUCUGGUGAGAGAACUAGUGAUCCCAAGGCAAAUGAUAAAGUUUCAACGAUACUUCAAGGUGUACUGGAUUUGCUGCCAAUGAGAGAGAAGGCCAGUAGAGUGAUUCCUGUUGGCUUUUAUUUUGCAUUGCUUUCUACAUCCAUUGACAUUGGUCUAAGAAAUGACCGCAAGGUAGAGUUGCAAGAUCAGAUUGCAUCUCUUUUACACUUUGCCCAAGUGGAAGAUUUACUCAUUCCAAACAGCGGAGUUGACUCAAUUUGUUCCAGUAUGGAGUUAGCUACUAUGGAGAGCAUAUUUUCAGCAUAUAUAUCGUUGAACGUGGACACAAACCAUACUCCUUCAGCCAGUAACUCAAUUGUAGCAGAAUUAUGGGAUACAUAUCUCUCCCAUAUUGCUUCUGAUCCCAAAAUGAGUCCUAAAAGAUUCAUGGAACUCUUUGAAACAGUACCGAUGUCUUGCAGACAGAGCCAUGAUCAACUGUACAGAGCAUUGAACACUUUCCUGGAGGCACACCUAGACAUAUCCCAAGAAGAAAAGGGGGCUGUCUGCAAAUACCUGAACUGCCAAAAACUAUCACAGUGGGCAUGCAUUGACGCAGUUCAAAAUGAGAUGAUGCCAUUGCGUUUGAUUGUCCAGGCUCUUUUUGUGCAACAGCUGAAUACACACCAAGCAUUUAAAGAAUGCUCGGACUCGUUUAGAUAUGCACAAUGUGGAGAGUUCUCUGGGAGUCUCUCAAGCUCGAGAUGUCCGAACGCCAAAAGCCAAUAUCUAGCAGACAGCCCAUAUACGGAUGGAGCAGGGCCAGGCAGUAGAACAUUGAGUUUCUUGCUACAAAAGGACAUUGCAGUGCAAAGAUGUGAGCUCUCUAGAAAAGAAUAUGAGUCCACAAGCUUUAGAAUUCAGAACCUUGAACAAGAGCUGUUUUCCUUGAAGAAGAGCCUUCAAUUACAAAAAACUUCAAAGAAAACAGAAACAUUGCCAACCAAGACACAGAUCAUGAAACCGUAUAGUGUGCAAAGCAGAUCUCUAAGCAAGACUAGGAACCCACUUGGACAUGUUGCAGGUUGCAUUGGUUCUGUGAAUUUUGCUUCACAAAGAAAGUAUGCUAAUAAGUUACUGAAGAUCUUUCGCCAGAUUACCUUGUUUGGAAGUAGAAAAUCCAAGAGAAAGUCAGGUGUCCCCAGCGUAUGGGGCAAACCGAUGUCGUAG
This is a messenger RNA of Dovyalis caffra, 2019 nucleotides long. The record is from the annotation of a GenBank genome assembly. Lineage: Eukaryota; Viridiplantae; Streptophyta; Magnoliopsida; Malpighiales; Salicaceae.